Messenger RNA from Ruditapes philippinarum (Manila clam), 2776 nucleotides. RefSeq lists its product as uncharacterized. The record is from RefSeq and is a predicted model, not a curated record. The transcript is spliced from 4 exons. NCBI's taxonomy places the organism in Eukaryota, Metazoa, Mollusca, Bivalvia, Venerida, Veneridae. Bases 719 to 1321 code for a protein of 200 amino acids.
UUUAGGGCGCGUUUGUUGACAACAAACUGAGUUCGGUUUUGAAACCGGGUUUUCAAACCUUCCAUUUGUUUCGUAAAACUGGUUUUGAACUAGAAAAGGUUUGAACCAUUUGUUUUCCUAAAUCGCUAACUGGUUUGCAAAACCGACCAAACUGCCCCCAUAGGCGGUUUGUACGGUUUGAUGUAUCCGAUAUUACGUGCACUUGUGGAAAAAAAUGGCGGACCUCGUGGAUGAAAAUGGAAACAGGGUUAUGGCUAUUGGGCCUCUACACAGUGUCAUCCCGGAACGUUUCCAUCAACACCUCUCAAGAAAAACUCUGAAGAGUUAUUUGGCAUGUGAUGAAAAGUAUAGAGAACAGCUGGAAAGCAGCAUGUACCCAGUCAUUGUCCGGCAAUAUACAAACGCAGUGUUCCAGAGAGUGUUGAACAACCUUAAUGGUCUUGGUAAGGAUGCAGUCGAGGAGAUACAUCCUUGGGUGCUGUGCACCUUGAUUGAUUGGGACGAGUUUGACAAAGUCAUAUGCACUACAAAAAAUCAUACUACAACAAAUCAUACAGAUGACAGAGAUACAGAGUCGGGAACAGGCACACCAUGCGAAAUGCCAGAGAUUAGAUCAACUGGGUAAACAUCUUCCUCUUCAGAUGGUGUAGCACCAACAAGCCAGAAUGGCCAUGAUGGGACUACAGAUGCUGCUGAGCCAGAUGUUGUUGCGGAAAACAUGAAGUCUGAGAAACAAGUUUGGACAAAACCCGCAGUCCUGAAGCUGAUUGCCCUGCAUCAAGACCACGAGGCUGACUUCAGAAAACCUUCACUGAAGAAAAAAACUAUCUGGUCCAUUAUUGCAUCAGAUAUCAACAAAGAAACCAAGUUAAAUGGUACAUAUUCAGCUACUCAGUGCGAGCAGAAAUGGAAAAAUAUUACUAAAGUGUAUAGGGACACAGUUGACCAUAACAUGAAAUCAGGCAAUGAGCGAAAAGAAUGCCCUUACUUCCAUGAACUGCAGGACUUUUACGGGUACAGACCCAAUGUUACUCCAUUGUAUGUAAGCAGCUCCAUCAAGUCACCUCAGACUCAAAGCUCUUCUGUAGAGACAGAAGAUGAGAAAGAUGUAGAAAAACAAACAUCAAAGAAGCCAAAGGUGAAGCAUAACCGCAAGGAUGCAGUUGUUGAAAUGCUACAAGAGAUGCGUGAUGACAUGAAGCAGGAACAAAAACAGUUAAUGGAAGUUUUAACCAAACAGCACGAAGACCGUAUGGCAAAUGAGAAAAGCAAACUAGAACUUUUUGAUAAAUUGGUUAAUGCUAUUUCAAAAUCCAAGUAAGAGUGAACACUUUACAAGGUUUGUUUUUUGACAGAAGUGGAGAGAGACAUGGAAGAUUUGUAGGAGCAAUCUUUGGGUCACUUUUCUAGUGAAUAUUUUCUGUUUCUUCAUGCUCCUCUGUUCAGUGAUACAGAGCUGUCAUGGCCCUCUUGUUUAUGGCAUUUUCUUGCAAUGUUUUGUUGGAAGUUUGAACUUUUACUUUAGAUUUUCAUCCAUGUACAAGGCAGUACACACUUAGAAAUUGAAGUCACAUAUCUGUAAUAUAGAUAUUGUAUUUUGCAUUUUAAUUAUUUUCACACCAGUGAAUAUUAUUUCUUUGUAAUUGUUAAAUAACAAAUGUUUAAACUCACUCUUGGUACAUUUUGUAUGCAAAUUGAAGUCGCAUAUCUGUAAUAUAGAUAUUGUAUUUGCAUUUUAAUUAUUUUCACACCAGUGAAUUUUAUUUCUUUGUAAUUAUUAAAUAACAAAUGUUUAAAACUCACUCUUGGUACAUUUUGUAUGCACAGCUGGUUUUGGUAAAUUUUAAUGGUGGCCAUGUAUAAGAAGCAUCGUCAGUUUAAUUUUAACCUUACACAUGUCUAUGUGUUGAUCUUGAUUAAAGCUAAUUGAUGAUAAACAGAACACAUUAUGUUAAACCAUUUUAUAUUUUUUGAAGUUUUUCAUUGAUAUGUUGUGUUCUGCUUUUGGAUGGGAUAAUGGCUGUUUUAAAAAACUUGAAAUUCAUUGUAGAACUAAAGACUGAUUAAAACUCGGUAUGUUUCUGAAAUUUCACCCAAGGAAAUCAUUGUUCAUGUUUUUAUGCCCCCCGAAGGGGUGGCAUCUUAAAAUUGGACCGUCCGUGUGUGUGUCUGUGUGUGUGUGUGUCUGUCCGGGCAACAACAUUCUUGUCCGGUCCGUAACUUUGUCAUUUCUGUUUAGAUUUCAAUAUAACUUGGCAGAAGUGUUCACCAUAAAUGGGCGAUGUGCAGAGCGCAAGACCCAGGUCCGUACCUUCAAGGUCAAGGUCACACUUGGAGUUCAAAGUUCAAAUAUGCAUAUUUUUUCUCUUGUCCGGUCCAUAACUUGUCAUUUAUGUGUGGAUUUCAAUAUAACUUGGCAGAAGUAUUCAUUAUAAAUGGGCGAUGUGCAGAGCGCAAGACCCAGGUCCGUACCUUCAAGGUCAAGGUCACACUUGGAGUUCAAAGUUCAAAUAUGCAUAUUUUUUCUUUUGUCCUGUCCAUAACGUUGUCAUUUAUGUGUGGUGGAUUACUGGUGGAUUUUUAAAUUGAUUUGUAGAAGAUGGCGUGCAGAGCACACAUGACCCAGGUCCGUACCUCCAAGGUCAAGGUCACACUUCAAGGCCAAUGGUCAAUUUCGUGGGGCAUACGUCACUUUCUGUGACAUUUCUUGUUUGUCAUUCAUUUGUACCUGUUAUAAUUGUUUUUGGUUAACUGUUUAAUAAAAUGAGAAAUAAGA